AUGGAGAGGCUGAAGGCAACAGUGAAUGACACCUCAGAAAAAGCAGUUUGCCCCCUGAUAGAGAGCUAUAAGCAUAUUUUACUACCCUUUGCCUACAGCUGUGUGUUUGUGCUGGGGCUGCUCCUAAAUGGUGCCAUGCUAUGGCUGUGUUGCCGCACUAAAGAGUGGACCUGCACCACCAUCUACCUGGUGAACUUGGCAGUGGCUGAUCUCUUCUACCUCUGCUCUCUGCCUCUGCUUAUCAUUAAUUAUAGCAUGCAGGAUAAAUGGCCCUUUGGAGAGUUCCUCUGCAAAAUGGUACGUUUCUUGUUUUAUUGCAACCUCUAUGGCAGCAUCUUGCUGUUAACUUGCAUCAGCAUCCAUCGCUUUCUGGGAGUUUGCUACCCCAUCCGUUCACUCCCUUACAGGACCAGGAGACUGGCUGCCAUUGGCACUGCUGUGUGCUGGGUACUGGUAUUUCUGCAACUCUUGCCCACCGUAAUCUAUGCUCGCACUGGUACCAUCAAUAACCACACCGUCUGCUUUGACAUGACUAGCCCUGACAACUUUGGCAACUAUUACUCCUAUGGCAUGGCUCUCACUGCAUCUGGUUUUGUCCCCCUUUGUCAUCAUUUUAAUCUGCUACUGUUUGAUGAUCAGAAGCCUGAU
Messenger RNA from Gavialis gangeticus (Gharial), 648 nucleotides. Its product is annotated as P2Y purinoceptor 3-like. Gene Ontology annotation, cellular component: plasma membrane. Gene Ontology annotation, molecular function: G protein-coupled receptor activity. NCBI's taxonomy places the organism in Eukaryota, Metazoa, Chordata, Crocodylia, Gavialidae. The record is from RefSeq and is a predicted model, not a curated record. Gene Ontology annotation, biological process: G protein-coupled receptor signaling pathway.